AUGGUACCAGGGAUGUUAUCGGGGAUGGUGGCAGGGAUGGUACCGGGAAUGGUACCAGUGAUGGUAUCGGGAAUGGUACCGGUGAUUGUACCGGGGAUUGUACCGGUGAUUGUACCGGUGAUUGUACCGGUGAUUGUACCGGUGAUUGUACCGGUGAUUGUACCGGUGAUUGUACCGGUGAUUGUACCGGUGAUUGUACCGGUGAUUGUACCGGUGAUUGUACCGGUGAUUGUACCGGUGAUUGUACCGGUGAUUGUACCGGUGAUUGUACCGGUGAUUGUACCGGUGAUUGUACCGGUGAUUGUACCGGGGAUUGUAUCGGUGAUGGUACCGGUGAUGGUACCGGUGAUUGUACCGGUGAUUGUACCGGUGAUUGUACCGGGGAUUGUACCGGGUAUGGUACCAGGGAUGGUAUCGGGGAUGGUACCGGUGAUUGUACCGGUGAUUGUACCGGUGAUUGUACCGGGGAUGGUACCGGUGAUGGAACCAGGGAUGGUAUCGGGGAUUGUACCGGGCAUUGUACCGGUGAUGGUACUGGGGAUUGUACCGGGGAUGGUACCAGUGAUGGUAUCGGAGAUGGUAUCGGGAAUGGUAUCGGGGAUGGUACCGGGGAUGGUACCAGUGAUGGUAUCGAGGAUGGUACCGGGGAUGGUACUGGGGAUGGUACCAGGGAUGGUACUGAGGAUGGUAAACCCCAAGAUCACGGUACGGUGCACUGGAACAACUAAGACUAUUAAGCCAUAA
Haliotis rufescens (red abalone) is the source of this 744-nucleotide messenger RNA. Its product is annotated as tetra-peptide repeat homeobox protein 1-like. The transcript has a single exon. Bases 1 to 744 code for a protein of 247 amino acids. The record is from RefSeq and is a predicted model, not a curated record. NCBI's taxonomy places the organism in Eukaryota, Metazoa, Mollusca, Gastropoda, Lepetellida, Haliotidae.